AUGAAUUGUGACACCGCCAAAAACUUGUGGGAAAAACUAUUGAGUGUAUAUGAACAAAAGUCUGAAACAUCUGUUACGUUAAUUCAACAAAAGUUUUAUCGUUAUUCCAUGAAUCCAAAUGAUAAUAUUGCUCAACAUAUAUCAAAAUUGGAGUCGGAAAUUAAAACAGCAAGGUGAACCAAUAUCAGACUCGAUGUUGAUAACCAAAAUUCUAAUGACCCUGCUAGAUAGAUACAAACAUUUCUAUAGUGCAUGGGACUCGAUGUUAUAUAAAGCCAAAACUUUAUUAAAUCUAUCAUUAAGACUCAUGGUGAAAGAAGCAAGAAAACUACAAGGACAAGAGGUUCAUAAUAAAACAGAAGUGCUUUUAUAGAAAAAGGUGGUAAGGUAUUUAAAAAUCCAAACAGCUGGUGGAGCGGCCGUGUAUGUUAAUAGCAGAAAAAACAGAUGCAUGGUUGGUUAUUUAUUAAACGGCUAUUAUUGUUUUAUUAUCAGUAAAAGUAAUUGUAUUUAUAUCUAGCAUAGAGUAUUAAUUUAUGACUUGGAUUAAGAUUAUAGUUAUUUUAGUACGCGAUAGUCGUAAUAUUUAGUGAGUAAUACCUAGUAUCUAGUAUUUUAAUAUUUUUUUAUUUUAAUUGCUGGUGUUACGAACUUUGUUCUUCACAUGUAAAGUUUAUUAAUUAUAAAUUAAGAAUUCCACGCGACAAGAUAUGAAAUCGGUCGUCGCAUUAAGUGUACGCACGUCGUUAGGACCAUUAAUACGGGAGUGGUAAACCGACGACGUUCCCAUGCAACAACGGAUGAUACAUGUUCAUGGGCCCAAGGGAAAACGUAUCCAAGUACGGACGACGUGCCACCAGUAGACAACGGCGGAAGCGUCCACCACCAUCUAGGCCCCGAUCGAGGCGACAACAAUAUAUAAGACCGGAAUCAUCACCGAAGAGAACCUGAACUCAGUCAGCAGUCAAGAGAGUCACCACCACCGAAGCACAAGAAGAAGGAGCACCAUCACCUUGAUAUCAACUCGUUCAGUCAUUUCUUUAGUGUACUUAUACCUAAUAAUUACAACUAAGUCUUGACCCGGGUCUGGUGUCGCAGGGUUUUCACUUAUAGUUACAACUUGUCAACCGUGUUUUGUUUAAAUUUUAAUAAAAAAAUAUUUGUAAACCUAACACACAUGUGCAUUUUCCCAUUAAAAGGCUGUGUCCGAACGGUCCGUAACACUAGGUUCGUUUUAUGUUUUUUGCUAUAACAAAUGUGUGCGUACAGUUAAACAUAUUUUUUUUGCUAAUAAGUUUUGAAUUUCCAUUCAAUUUUAAAUUGUAAAAAUAACAUUGUGCUUUGUUUUUAAUUGUAAUGAAAGAAGUGAAAAGCAAUUUUUAUCUAGAGUUCAUUUUCAUGUGUUUCCACGUCGAAAUCACCAACUAGGUUUCGAAGUAGGAUCAAUUAUUGUAAACGAAAAAACUUUAACCCUGGUAAAGGCGCGAAAAUUUGUUCAAAACAUUUUAAGCUUAAAGAUUAUAAUCAGUCACAUUUAUUACGACAACAAUUAAUGCCCAAUAUAAAAGUCAAAGUAAAACUUAAUGGAAAUGUUGUUCCUACGGUUCCUCAAAAUAUUCCCUCUACUUCAAAUUUAUCCGAACGAAAAAAAAAUAUAAAGGUUAAAAGAAAAAAUAUAUAUAUCUCCUUUAAUGACAAGUACACCAAAAAAAUUAAAGCCCUCAUUUUGGUCUUUUGAAAAUAAUAAAUAUAAAUCGAGUGAUGUUGAUGAUGUAGAAGACGAUAAUUUAGUGGUGAUUACAAGUGAAUCAUUUGUAAUGAAGUAUUAAAACAUCAUCAUUAUUUAUCAUUAAAUUUUUUAUUUAAUGAGAUUUCAACUUCGGAGGAUAAAAGUUUUGAAGUUUAAGAUAAGGAUAUCGAAGUACAUCAAACUGAAAAAAUUCCACGAAUAAAUGUAAAUCUAAAGAAAUAGAAAAUUAUUCGUGUUCCAUUGUUUUUUGGGAGUGUUAGUCAAUUUAUUUAUACGUUGCCAUUACUGUAAUGCUAAAGUGGAAAAUAUUAAUAGUUAUACCAAGGGAGCAAUAUUGGCCGUACAAACUAUAUGUGAAAAUGGGCAUAUUUUCAAAUGGAUAUCUCAGUCAUUAUCUGGUAAACGAGUUGUAGGAAAUAUUUUAAUAGAAGCUGCUUUAACGUUAUCCGACGUAUUAUUUAAUCAUAUAAAAACCUUUUGUUCGUCUUUAAAAUUUACCUUUUUUUCAAGAACAGUUUAUGAUAAAAUCAUUAACAUCUAUACAGUACCUGUAGUUAAACUAAUUUAGGAUCAACAUAGACAAAAUAAUAUAAACAAACUAAAAAUGGAUAGAAGUAUUUGGUUAGCUGGUGAUAGUCAAUUUGACUCCCUCGGUUUUUGCGCCAAGUACUGCACGUACUCAGUCAUGGAUGGUCGAAGCUCAAAAAUAAUAGAUUUUAAAAUUACUCAAAAAGAAAUGGUUCAGGGUGACUUAAAAAAAGACUAAGAAUCGCUACUUCAUGAACUUGAAAAACCGACGAAUGUAACAUUAAUGUAUUUUUGACAGAUCGACACAAGGGAAUUCGUUGUCAUAUUCGAACACUUAUAUCCGGACAUCGAACAUAAGUUCGAUGUUUGGCAUUUAUCAAAAAGUUUGUCAAAACGAUUAAGAACUCUAGAAAAAAAUCACCAUAGUGCUUUUAUGUGGAAAACAAGUAUAAUAAAUCACUUAUGGCGGUCUUCUCAAAUGUGUAAUGAUAAUGGAACUGAAUUAGUUGAAAAAUUUACAUCAGUUCUGUAUCACAUUUCAAAUAUUCAUCAAUGAAAUGAUAAUGGACAGAAAAAAAAAUGUGAGCAUGAUCCACUCACCGAUAAAGAAAUAAAAAAAAAACUUUGGAUUCCAAAAAAUAAUGAUUCGUAUUUUGCGUUGAACAAAAUUGUCACUAACAAAGAUUUAUUGAAAAAUGUAUUUCACGCUAAACAUUUUAUUCACACGGGUCGCUUAGAGUCAUAUCAAAACAUACGUUUAAAGUAUAAUAUGCCAAAAAGUAUUCAUUUGAAGUGCGAAGGAAUGUAUAUUCGAUCAAUUAUUGCUAUUUUAGAUCAUAACAAUAAUACAGACAAAAAAAUAAUUGAAGAUAAAAUGGUUUAUUCCAAAACGGAAGGUAUACAAUAAAAAACACUUAUGAAAACACGGAAGAAAAUUGGAGAAUAGAUAUUAUAAACAAAGUGCUUUAUGGCGAUUAGAAUGCCAUUGAAACCACCAGAAAAAAAUGUAAAACCAAAAAAAGAUAUUGUACAGACACCAAAGUCAGAUAUUGAAGAAUUAAAAUCAAAAAAGUAUUCUAGGUUUAAGUAGUGUAAAUUAUUACAUUAUGUACAAAAAUAAGUACAGUUAAACAAUGUUUUCAAAUAUUUAAAAAAUAUAUUUUUAAGUGUUUAGGAUGGCUCCUAUUAUUUAUUUCUGUGAUUUUACUUUUAAUAACAAUUGAUACGUAAUAAAUUACCUUGUUUUGUUACCCAUAUGAACUAGAUAUUAUUCGUCUUAAAUACAUAAUAUAGGUAAUAUGGUAUCAUAGCACAAACUGUGAGAAUACAUCCGAUUAGUAACAGACACGUGUAUACGUACGUAGGUACGUCCCGCCGUGAGUAGGAUCUUAUGACGUCACACAUCUCUGCUUUCAAUUGAGCUUUGUGGUCGGUAGAUAAUGAGCACAAGGUAAAUAGUGUCCGGGUUACGCGAAGUUUUUAAAUAGCCCCCGGCCCAUACAUUUGCCUUUGUAGACGUGGUAUAAUUUUCAAAACAUUCAGGCUAUUUUUAUGCUAAUUUUUAAGGGGUAUGGAAACGGAAGGAACACUGUGGCACUGUGAAGUUAAUGAUUUUCUCUCUGAAAAGGAGAGUAGGAGCAACUAUUGAACCAUCUAAAUGUUUAUGUAGAAAUAAUAAAUUUGCAGCUGCACUUCUAAUAGCCAGUGAUGUGAGUUUGAGUACGCUGAGAACAGGAAAAUAGUCAUGCGAGGCAUGAUUAGUCUUCAGAACAUAGGAAGCUAAUGAUAAAAAGCGUAUCUAGAAGCGCUCUAAUUGUAUGAAGCUUGAUGCUGUGUGAGGAUUCCAUAACACGGAUCCAUAUUCAAUAAUAGAUCGAACUAAGGAACAAUAAAGAGAUUUUGACUAAACCUAGUACUUUGAGAGCCAAGCAAGAAGAUAAUUCAAUGUGUGGAUGACAGUCAAGUGUAAGAGUGUAAAUAAAACUCAGGUCUUUUACACUCUGCACCGAAACAAGAGUAGAAUCAUAAAUCUUGUAUUAGAAAGAAAUAACAGAUCGACAUCUAGCGAAUGACAUAGUUUGACACAUUUCAAUACUGUGGCUUAGACCCAGUGAUUUCAAGUAGGAAACUACAUCGUCUAAACUAGAUUGCAGUAAAUGACAAUCUUUUAUUAAGGUAAUUUUCUGGAACAGCUUAAGGUCGUCGGCGAAAACAAGGAAGUGGCAGUUGGGUAAUAUUUGUUUCAAGCCGUUUAAGAACAGGGCAAAUAAUAGCGGUGAUAAAUGGCCACCUUGGAGAACACCAGAAGGUACCGUAGUAGCCACUGUUUACUGACCGUUUGUCUUGACCCAUUGUGUUUUAUCUGCUAGAUAUGAUAGACUUGAUCCAAGAUAAGAGGGGAUCUCCAAAGCCUGACUUAUAAAGAACUUGUAUAAGGGCUGAAUGGUCUACACAGUCAAAGGCCUUUAAUAAAUCAGUAAAUAUUGUGUCUACCUGGGAGUAGUUUUCAAAGACCUCAAGGAUAUAAUUAUUGAACACAAUUGAGCUCAUCGUAGCGGAGCAGCCUGGUUUAAAGCCUUACUGUUCAUCUGUCUGUAUGGAGUUAACAGAUGGCUGGAUACUUUUGCUAAAUGAAAAAGUAUAGAGAUAGGUCUAUAAUUCUUCACGUCGGAUUUAUCAUCUGAUUUGUGUAUAGUAGUAACACAACUCAUUUUCCAUAUAGAAGGAAAAACUCGCUCUUUAAAUAAGCGUCAGAAGAGUAGCCAUAAAGGAAAGCUAAUAGCAGAUUUAAUGUUGUAUAAAUCAAUACCAGAGAGCCCGUUAAGACCAAUUUAUUUUACAUCCUUUAACUUAUUAAGACCAGUUUCAAUAUCUGAAAUGCUGACGCUGCAGUUGCUUGGCAGAUCAUGUUGCAAAAAUGGCAUAUCGAAUGUAACAUUACUGGGGGAUGUGUACAUGAAAUUAAAAUGGGCAGCAAAUAAAUUAGAAACCAUCAUAGAGCCGGCGCAUUAUCUGGCGUUAUAUAAACGUAUCGCGACGGAGUUAUUAUCUGUACUUUAA
Molecule: messenger RNA, 5338 nt
Organism: Cinara cedri
Lineage: Eukaryota; Metazoa; Arthropoda; Insecta; Hemiptera; Aphididae
Source: the annotation of a GenBank genome assembly